CGUUGCGAAACCCCCAAACCCAGGUAAAGCCCGCCCUUUUCCCCCUCCUCUCUCUCUCUCUCUCUCUCUCCCCCUCGCCGCCGCAACCGAAGCCCAGUAGAGUCACCACAUCAGGAGAAAAGGACAAGAGAGAGAAAGAGAAGAGGGCGACAGAGCCAGCUUUAGCGAAGGUAAAGAUAUAAAACAGCGACAAACGAAGAGAGGAGGAGGAGAAGAAGAAGAAGGGAGAGCUAAAAGGAGAUGAGGGGAAGCCGCUCCAUCUCUUCCCUCCUCUUCUACUCUCCCUCCUCCCUCCACAACUAUAACCCCUGCACAUCAUGAGCAAAACCCACCACCUCUUCUUCCCCCUAGAAGAAGAAGAAGAAGAAGAAGAAUAGGACGGCAACGUAUAAUGGCUCUCAGCUCCCUCCUCGACCCUCUCUACUGCCCGGAAGAACAGCUGGAGCUCGACGACGAUGCUCCUCUUCCCUCCCACUUCCCCAUCCCGGCCGCCGAGGCGGCGGCGGAGCCGCAGGAGGACUGGGCGGAGCUCUUGGGUUCUCUGGUUGCCAAACAAUGGGAGACCCACCCCGCGCUGUCCUCUGACGGCGGCGACGAACUCUAUCUGCGCUCCGCGAGGAGGGGCGCGGUGGAGUGGGUGGCGCGGGCGGCCGCCUGCCAUGGCUUUUCUGCUCUCACGGCGGUGCUCGCCGUGAACUACCUCGACCGGUGCUUCCUCUCCGGCGGAGGUGGGCUCGGGCUGCAGGGAGAUCGGCCGUGGAUGGGGCGGCUGUCGGCGGUGGCGUGCCUCUCCCUGGCGGCGAAGGUGGAGGAGACGUACGUUCCCCUCCUCCUCGACCUCCAGCUGGCCGCGGCGGAGGCGGAGGUCGAGGCCGGGUACGUGUUCGAGGCCAAGACCGUGCGGCGGAUGGAGCUCCUCGUGCUCUCCGCCCUCGGCUGGCGGAUGAAUCCCGUCACCCCACUUUCGUUUAUCCACCUCCUCCUCCCCCACCUUCUCCCCAAAUCCCAAAGCGGUAAUCUCACCUCCUCGUCCGCCGCCCGUUGUCGCUGCGAGGCCAUUCUCCUCUCCGUGAUAGCCGACCGGAGAUGGGUCCGGUAUCCGGCAUCGGUGUGGGCGGCGGCGGCGAUGCGGCACGCAUUGGGCCAGCAGCUGGAGCCCGGCAAUGGCGCCGCUGCCGUGGGGUGCCACGAGACCCAACACCUCCAGGCCCUCCUCAACGCUCCCAAGGAAAAGGUGGAAGAAUGCUUUGAGCUCAUUCUGGACCGCGUUGGUGGCAGCCGUGGUGGUGAUAUUGGUCACGGUCACAAAAGGAAGCACCUGUUCGCCUCCUUGGAUCGGUAUCCCUCACCACCCAGUCCUAAUGCGGUGCUGGGUUCGUGCUUGAGUUGCGAGAGCUCGUCGAGCUGCGACGCCUGGGCAAUGUGGCCCUCCCUCUCGGCCUCGUCUUCGCCGGAGCUUCCUCCCCUCAAGAGACCCAACUGCAUUGCCGCCAAAGCCUUUCGAGAGGGUCCAAGUGGGGAGAACGGGGAUCGGCUUGUUCACCACAAGCAGCCAAGUCUGGAUUACAAUGCCGUUUCCAUUUAGAGUAGAUUAAGUUAUAUGGUUUAUGCAUGUUAUCAGAAGCAGACUGCCUUCCAUCUCUGCCUUUGAGUUUGGGAACUCAGUAAUGGCCCGGAGCUCUUGGGAGCAAGUUUUUUCUAUGGUCGGGACUCGGGGUGAUAAGGUGGAGGAGAGUUGGGGACUUGGAAGGAGAGGGAGGAAACAGGAAGCAGAGAUGGGUGGCAUUUUUCUUUUCCUUUAGUUGACAAGAUAAAAGAGGCUUUGGUCCCACUGUUGCCAUGCUACUGUUCCUUUUGGCCCAGUGCAACUGUGCCUCUAGCUCGUGUCCUAUCCGUUUUCAUCAAUGCGUGGUUCCCAUGAAUUCUUAUUUUCACGAA
Phoenix dactylifera (date palm) is the source of this 1938-nucleotide messenger RNA. Its product is annotated as cyclin-D3-2-like. Lineage: Eukaryota; Viridiplantae; Streptophyta; Magnoliopsida; Arecales; Arecaceae. The record is from RefSeq and is a predicted model, not a curated record.